This is a messenger RNA of Phycomyces blakesleeanus NRRL 1555(-), 1830 nucleotides long. RefSeq lists its product as hypothetical. Gene Ontology annotation, cellular component: Golgi membrane. NCBI's taxonomy places the organism in Eukaryota, Fungi, Mucoromycota, Mucoromycetes, Mucorales, Phycomycetaceae. Gene Ontology annotation, biological process: intracellular protein transport; vesicle-mediated transport. The coding region runs from base 61 to 1731 and encodes 556 amino acids. The record is from RefSeq and is a predicted model, not a curated record. The transcript has 10 exons.
UCUAUAGAGAAAGACAAACGGGUUUUUUCUGUUUAAUAGCGUAUACUCUUAAUUAGAAGAAUGAAUGUCAUCAAAGCAGUGCAGCACUAUGUAGAUAAGAUGAUCGACGAUGUUCCAGGAAUGAAGGCCCUGCUUCUUGACAUUGAAACAACACCAAUCGUGUCCCUAGUUAUGACACAGUCUGCGUUGCUAACAAAAGAAUGCUACCUGAUUGACCGUGUGGACAAUCGUAAUCGGGGAAAGAUGAAGCAUCUCAAAUGUAUCUGCUUCUUGCGCCCUACACCCGAAACUAUUCGGUAUCUGAUAGACGAACUGCGUGACCCUGCUUAUGGCGACUACUUCCUCUACUUUAGUAAUACGAUGAUGAAGUCUGAUAUCGAGCGUCUCGCUGAAGUGGAUGAGCACGAAGUAGUCCGAGAAGUACAGGAAUACUUUGGGGAUUAUCAAGCUAUCAACCCAGACUUCUUUUCGCUCGGAAUUCCUUCUUCUGAAUUAUUCGGGGAUAAUAUGGAGAGUUGGAACCAGUCUACAUUUGACCAGACAGUAAGAGGAAUUAGUUCAGUCUUAUUGAGUCUGAAAAAGAAGCCGUUGAUUCGAUAUGAGGGAGCAAGUGUGAUGGCUAAACGUCUUGCUAUAGAAGUUCAGCGUAAUAUCAAACAAGAGGGCCAGUUAUUCGAUUUUCGUCGGCCAGACACACCACCAAUUCUGCUGAUCCUCGAUCGUCGUAAUGAUCCUAUCACACCAUUACUGACCCAGUGGACUUAUCAGGCUAUGGUCCAUGAGCUUAUCGGUAUCCAUCAUGGACGAGUGGAUAUGUCGACCGUACCAGAUAUUCGCAAUGAAUUAAAAGAAAUUGUACUAUCCCCAGAUCAGGAUCCUUUCUUUGAAAAAUCAAUGUAUCUCAACCUGGGUGAUCUUGGAGCUAAUAUUAAACAGCAUGUUGAUGAGUACCAAUCAAAAGCAAACUCAAACCGCAAUAUUGAGUCUAUUGCAGACAUGAAGCGUUUUGUAGAAGAAUACCCAGAAUUUAGAAAACUGUCAAGUAAUGUAUCAAAGCAUGUGGCUCUUGUAAGCGAGCUUAGCCGGCGUGUGGCGCAAGAAAACCUUUUGAGAAUUAGUGAAGUUGAGCAAGGAAUAGCAUGUAAUGGAAACCACAGCAAUGACCUCAAGGCUGUUCAACAACUGAUAGAAGAUCCAAAUGUCGAUGAUCAAUCCAAGAUCUGCUUGGUUUUACUUUAUGCUUUACGUUAUGAAUCUUCACCAAAUAAUAGUAUUAAAGCCCUGGUUGGUAUGUUGGAUAACAUAGGAAUCAGUGAACAAAAGACAAUGCUGGUACCUGCUAUUUUACGUUAUGCAGGAUAUCGUCAACGACAGGAUGAUUUGUUCUCGAACCAGACAUUUUUGUCCCGUAGUAAGAGUGCACUGAAGGGUCUCAAGGGAGUUGAGAACGUUUAUACCCAACACACACCUCUCCUCGGAGAGACACUCGAUCAAUUAAUUAAGGCUCGCCUCAAAGAUACAAGCUAUCCUUCUGUUGAUGGUACAGCAACUAUGCCAAGGGAGAGACCGCAAGAUAUUAUUGUAUUUAUGGUUGGAGGUGCGACAUUUGAAGAGGCUCGAUAUGUUGCGCAACUAAAUGCUUCUACACCUGGUGUUCGUAUUGUACUCGGUGGUACAUGUGUCCAUAAUGCCAAGAGCUUUUUGGAGCAAAUCAGCCAAAUACAGAACUAGGACAUUUUAGACAAAAUGUUUUUUUUUUCGAUAAGGGCAAAAAGAACCCAUACUUUUUUUUCUCUUUAAAAAAUUUAUGUUACAAAAAGUGAUGCAAAG